AUGAUUUAUUCAUUAUACAUAUUAAAUAAAGCAGGUACCCUUAUAUAUCAAAAUGAUUAUGGACCCACAGAAAAAUUAUCACAUAAUUCAUAUAUUAGAUUAGGUUCAACAUUCCAUUCACUUCAUGCAAUUGCAAGUAAUUUAUCACCAGUUAGUGGAUCAAGCUCAGGUAUUGAAUUAAUAGAAACAGAUACUUUUAAAUUACAAUGUUUCCAAACACAUACUGGUAUUAAAUUUUAUAUUAUAGCAGAUCCAAAUCAUCCAGGCUUAGAAGAAAUUCUUCAUGGUAUUUACGAAUUGUAUACUGAUUAUGUAUUAAAGAAUCCUUUCUAUGAAAUUGAAAUGCAAAUUAGAUGUGAUUUAUUCGAUUACAAACUAUCAAGAUUAUUAAAAUUGACAACUGAUUAA
Dictyostelium purpureum is the source of this 408-nucleotide messenger RNA. RefSeq lists its product as uncharacterized. The record is from RefSeq and is a predicted model, not a curated record. NCBI's taxonomy places the organism in Eukaryota, Evosea, Eumycetozoa, Dictyosteliales, Dictyosteliaceae. The coding region runs from base 1 to 408 and encodes 135 amino acids. Gene Ontology annotation, biological process: endoplasmic reticulum to Golgi vesicle-mediated transport. Gene Ontology annotation, cellular component: TRAPP complex. The transcript has 2 exons.